AUGGAGACGGGCCCGGCGGCCCCCCCGCGCCGCCACGGCGCCUCGGCCGCCCCGUCCCCGCCCCCGCGGGCGUCCCGGGCGGGGCCCGUGCUGGUGGUGGCCCCCGGGCCCCCCGUGAGCACGGCCGCCUCGGCCCCCGUGCCCCUGGGGCCGUCACGCCCGACCCUCCCGGAGCCCGGUGGGAAGGCGUGGCCGCCCCGUCGACGGACGAAGGCCUCCGCUCGACGCCCCGGCCUCGAAGGGGACGGCGCCGCCCGCCGGGACGCCCCGGGCUCGGCCGCGUCGCCUCCGCCCGCCGGACCCGACGGCAGGGUGACGGCCAAGCCGCCCGUCGCGCCCAAGCCGGCGCCCGCCGGGACGGGAGCGGCGGCGGAGCGCUCGCCGGCGGCCCGGGCCGCCCCGGUGGCGGUGGUGACGGUGACGCCGGCCCCGGAGCCCGCCGAAGGCUGCCAGGACUUGGGCUCCACGACCAGCCUGGGGCCCGGGAUCCCCGGCCCGCGAGGCCAGGCGCCCGACAGCCUGAGCUACUUGGACUCAGUGAGUCUGAUGUCGGGGACGCUGGAGUCUCUGGUGGACGACGCCAGCUCCCUGGGCUCCGACUCGGAGAUCAACGGGCUCGCCCUCCGCAAGACGGACAAAUACGGAUUCCUCGGGGGCAGCCAGUACUCGGGCAGCCUGGAGAACUCCAUCCCCGUCGACGUGGCUCGCCAGCGAGAGCUGAAAUGGCUGGAGAUGUUCUGCAACUGGGAUAAGUGGUUGUCUCGGCGCUUCCAGAAGGUGAAACUGCGUUGCCGGAAGGGGAUCCCCUCAUCCCUAAGAGCCAAGGCCUGGCAGCUCCUGUCCAACAGCCAAGAACUUCUGGAACAGAAUUUGGGGAAAUUUGAGGAACUAGAGCGAGCCCCCGGGGAUCCCAAGUGGCUGGAUGUGAUUGAGAAGGAUCUACAUCGUCAGUUCCCCUUUCAUGAAAUGUUUGCUGCUCGUGGCGGCCAUGGGCAGCAGGACCUGUACCGCAUCCUGAAGGCCUACACCAUCUACAGGCCGGACGAGGGCUACUGCCAGGCGCAGGCCCCGGUGGCCGCCGUCCUGCUCAUGCACAUGCCCGCCGAGCAAGCCUUCUGGUGCCUGGUGCAGAUCUGCGACAAAUACCUUCCCGGGUACUACAGCGCCGGGCUGGAGGCCAUCCAGCUGGACGGCGAGAUCUUCUUCGCCCUGCUGCGUCGCGCCUCGCCCCUGGCCCACCGCCACCUCCGGCGCCAGCGCAUCGACCCCGUGCUCUACAUGACCGAGUGGUUCAUGUGCAUCUUCGCCCGCACCCUGCCCUGGGCCUCCGUGCUGCGCGUCUGGGACAUGUUCUUCUGCGAGGGUGUCAAGAUCAUCUUCCGGGUGGCGCUGGUGCUGCUGCGGCACACCCUGGGCUCGGUGGACAAGCUGCGCUCCUGCCAGGGGAUGUACGAGACCAUGGAGCAGCUGAGGAACCUGCCCCAGCAGUGCAUGCAGGAGGACUUCCUGGUACACGAGGUGGUGAAUCUCCCCGUGUCGGAAGCCCUGAUCGAGCGGGAGAACACGGCCCAGCUGAAGAAAUGGCAGGAGACCCGCGGGCAGCUGCAGUACCGGCCCUCCCGCCGCCUGCACGGCUCCCGGGCCAUCCACGAGGAGCGGCGGAGGCAGCAGCCCCCGCUCGGCCCUUCCUCCAGCCUCCUCAGCCUCCCGGGGCUCAAGAGCCGGGCCGCUCGCGGGGGAGCCGCCCCCUCUCCACCCCCGCCCGUCCGCCGGGCCAGCGCCGGCCCCGUCCCGGGCCCCGUGGUCACCGCCGAAGGCCUGCGGCCCUCCCUCCCCUCCCCGACCGGGAACAGCGUCCCCCUGGGCCAGGGAAAGGAGUCGAGGAAGCAGGAGAAGGAGCGGCAGAGGCUGGAGAAGGAGCGGCAGAAGCAGGAGAAGGAGCGGCAGAAGCAGGAGAAGGAGCGGGAGAAGGAGCGGCAGAAGCAGGAAAAGGAGCGGCAGAAGCAGGAGAAGAAAGCCCAAGGCCGGAAGGCGUCUUUCCGGCAGAAGCCCGACGGGCCGCCGCCGCCUCCCCAGGACGGGGGAGACGGGCCUUCCCCCGCCAAGGGCCGGCAGGACAGUUAUUUCUAG
Messenger RNA from Ornithorhynchus anatinus (platypus), 2130 nucleotides. It is a transcript of the gene TBC1D10B, whose product is annotated as TBC1 domain family member 10B. The record is from RefSeq and is a predicted model, not a curated record. The transcript is spliced from 10 exons. The coding region runs from base 1 to 2130 and encodes 709 amino acids. NCBI's taxonomy places the organism in Eukaryota, Metazoa, Chordata, Mammalia, Monotremata, Ornithorhynchidae.